Molecule: messenger RNA, 537 nt
Organism: Drosophila gunungcola (fruit fly)
Lineage: Eukaryota; Metazoa; Arthropoda; Insecta; Diptera; Drosophilidae
Exons: 2
Coding region: 151-393 (80 amino acids)
Source: RefSeq, a predicted model, not a curated record
UAAUAUAAAAGGGUAUAAACUAGUUUAGCAUGAAAUCCUUGAAGUAACGUGUCGUGAAAAAAACUAGACGAAAUUGUUUUUUAAAAAUUUCUAAAUUUUCAGAAACAAAUUGUUAAAAACAAUUUUGUAUUUUAUUAACAGAGCUUCGAAAUGAGUGACUCUUUCAAUCCACCAUGUCUGAACACCUGCGAGAUGUAUCCACGUCGGAGGAACACGGAAUUUUAUAGAUCUCCGGAGCCACGAGCCUCGUGCCAAAGUCACCGGGCGGAGCACCCACGAGAUGUGCUGAAUAUAACCCCAGCCCAGAAUCGGGAGCUCGCCCGUCGAUUGCCACGAAUACAGCCCCCAAAUAACUCUGACAGUAACAUGCUCCGCAAUGGAUAUUUUUCCUAAGUUCAUCAAGAGUUUCAGGAUCAAAAGGCUCUUAAUACAAUUUUGUUAAUAAGAAUACUUAUGUAUUUGCAUGGAAAACAAAAAUCAAAAGAAAUGUAAUAAAAUUAAGGAAUAAGGAAUAAAAAACCUAAGGGGAGCAACCUU